AAAGAAGACGAUAGAGAGAAGUUCGUUUCGAGACGUUGGCGGACUUCAGACAAAAGUUUUACCGGAAUUCAUAAUUCCCGUUUCACGUCCGGUUUGGGGUUUCAAUCUUUCGAUGCCACCCGGAUAGAGGGAUUUUGAAUUUGAAUCGAAAUUUGGGUUCAGGUCCGCUCCAUGUCUGUACUUGAUACCGAAUAUUCACUGUUCAAUUGAGGGUUGUGUUGUUGUUUGUUUGAGUUUAAGAUCUGUAGACCUGGGAAAUUGAGGAGAGGCUGUUGUUGGAGUCGUCGUGGCGAUGUUGACGCCGCAGAAGAAGAUGUGGAGCGGGUGGUCACCUACCCCAAGGAGGGACGCCCAGAAGACUGGUGAUUCAAACUCGAAUGGGCCAAGUCCGAGUCUGAACGGUGUGCGGCCGGUUGAGACUUCCUUUAAUCGAGAGGAAUUAUUGGAGAAGAUCACCAAGCUCGAAAAUGAGCUUUUCGAUUACCAGUAUAACAUGGGGCUCCUCUUGAUUGAGAAAAAAGAGUGGGCUUCUAAAUAUGAAGGACUUGGGCAGGCAUUGGCAGAAGCUACGGAAACUGUCAAGCGGGAGCAAGCAUCACAUUUAAUUGCUAUUUCUGAUGUUGAGAAGCGAGAAGAGAAUUUAAGGAAGGCAUUGGGUGUUGAGAAACAGUGUGUGCUUGAUCUGGAGAAGGCUUUGCGUGAAAUGCAUUCCAAAAAUGCAGAAAUUAAAUUUACAGCUGAUUCAAAGUUGGUGGAAGCAAAUGCUUUAAUUACUAGCAUCGAAGAAAAAUCUCUCGAGGUUGAGGCAAAAUUGUACAAUGCUGAUGCAAAGCUUGCUGAAGUAAGCAGAAAGAGUUCAGAGAUUGAGCGAAAAUUCCAAGAGGUGGAAUCUCGAGAGAAUGUGAUUCGAAGGGAACGCAAGUCUUUCAUUGCAGAGCGAGAAGUGCAAGAAACUAAUUUGUCGAAGCAGAGGGAGGACUUACGAGAAUGGGAGAGGAAAUUACAGGAGGGAGAAGAGAGGCAAUCAAGAUUACAGAGGAUCAUUAGCCAGAGAGAAGAGAGAGCAAACGAGAAUGAUAGGAUCUUUAAACUGAGAGAGAGUGAUCUUGAAGAGGCACAAAAGAAAAUCAAUCAAACAAAUGCAUCUUUGAAAAAGAAGGAAGAAGACAUAAGCAGCAGGCUAACAGAUUUAGAGCUCAAACAGAAGGAAUAUGAUUCUAUGAAGGAGAGAUUGGUGGUGAAAGAGAGGGAGCUACUUGUGCUAGAAGAGAAAUUAAAUGCCAGAGAAGGAGUUGAGAUUCAAAAGCUUGUUGAUGAACACAAUGCUUUAUUGGAUGCGAAGAAGCGCGAAUUUGAUUUGGAACUUGAUCAAAAGAGGAAAACCUUUGAUGAGGAUUUGAAAAGCAAGGUGGUUGAAGUGGAGAAGAAGGAAGCCGAAAUUAAUCACAUCGAAGAGAAAGUUUCAAAAAGAGAACAGGCAUUGGAUAAGAGAUUGGAAAAGCUUAGGGAGAAAGAGCUGCAAUAUGAAUCGAAGUUUAAAGCUCUAGAGGAAAUGGAAAAGGCAAUUAAAUCUGAGGAGAAUAACUUGGUGACUGAGAGGAAACAGAUUGCUGCUGAUAAUGAAGAUUUACUACGUUUGAAGACUGAAGUUGAGAAAAUAAGGGCUGACAAUGAGGAACAAUUAAUGACGAUUCGUGAAGAGAACAAUCGGCUCAAAAUAAGUGUGGAAGAGAGGUCAGAAUAUUUGCAUCUGCAAUCAGAGCUGAAAGAGGAAAUAAAAAAGUGCAGGGUCCAGGAAGAAUUGCUUUUGAAGGAAACAGAGGAUUUGAGGCAGCAAAAGGAAUUGUUUGAGAGAGAAUGGGAACAGCUAGAUGAGAAAAGAGUUGAGAUUGAGAAAGAGUUGAAGAGUGUCAUCGAACAGAAGGAAAAAUUUGAAAAGCAGACACACUAUGAAGAAGAGAGAUUAAAAAGUGAAAAGCAGCUGACACAGGAUUACAUUAAGAGGGAGCUGGAAGCUCUUGAAGCUGCAAAAGAAUCAUUUGCAGCCAGCAUGGAGCAUGAUCAGUCCAUGAUGUCUGAGAAAGUGCAAUGUGAAAGAAACAAAUUCCUUCAUGAAUUUGAGAUUCUGAAAACAGAACUUGAGACUGAUUUGCAGCAUAGGCGGGAGGAGUUGGAAAAACAGUUGCAUGAGAAGGAGAAGUCAUUCAAUGAAGAGAAAGAUAGAGAACUGGGCAGUAUAAAUAAAUUGAGGGAAGUAGCUUCAAGGGAAAUGGAAGAGAUGAGGCUUGCGAAACUUAAAAUUGAAGAAGAGACACUUAAAGUGGCAGAAAAUCAGAAGCUGCUUGAAGAACAGCAACUUGAUAUGCGAAAAGAUAUUGACAAGCUUGUUGACCUUAGUGAGAAAUUGAAAGACCGGAGAGAACAAUUCAGUAAAGAGAAAGAGCGUUUCAUUUUAUUUGUUGAGCAACACAAGAGUUGCAAAACUUGUGGUGAACUAACCUCUGACUUUGUGCUUACUGAUUUACAAGUUUUUCAAGAAGUUGAGAAUAUAGAGGUUCCAAAAGUGGUUAAUGAUUAUCUGAAUAAAGGUGUUCAUAUAGAUGCAGCUGAGGCUGAAAGGCAAAGAAGUCCCAAAGUGGAUGAUUUAAAGUCUCCAACUUCUGGUGGAACAGUUUCUUGGCUCCGAAAGUGUACCUCAAAGAUAUUCAAGUUCUCUCCAAACAAAAAGAUUGAGCCUAUUGCCCUUCAGAAUUUCAAUGAAGAGGAACCUCUCUCUGGUGAGCGUGAUAACGGGGAGGGACCAUCAAAUAGAUUGAGCAAAACUCAAAAUGAAGCUGAGCCAUCAUAUGUGAUUGCUAAUGAUUCUUUUGAUGUUCAGAGGAUCUCAUCUGACACCAGUGGCAGAGAUGCUGAUGCUAGCCAGGAUCUAUCAGUUGAUCAUCACAGCAACAACAGUAAGGCACCUGAAGUACUUGCUGAUUCCCAUGUUCCUGAUUUGAAGCGUGGCCGGCAGCCUCGCAGGAGAGGAAAACCUAGAGUAAAUAGAACACACUCCGUGAAGGCAGUCGUCCAAGAUGCAAGGGCCAUUCUUGGGGAAGCUUUUGAUGCCGAGCACCAAAAUGGAACUGCUGAGGAUUCUGGUGAUCUGAUUAGUGAAAGCAGGGGUGAGUCUAGCCUUGCUGAUAAGGGAACUACAAGAAAUCCCAGAAAGCGUAGUCAUGCUCGCACAUCUCAAGUAACUAUGAGUGGGCAAGCUGGUGAUGACAGUGAAGUGCAGUCUGAUAGUGUAACAGCUGUUCAGCAUAAGAAGAGGCGACAAAAAGUUGCUGAAGACGUGCAAACUCUGGGUGAAACUCGAUAUAACCUCCGGCGGCGUCCGAGAAUUGGAAAAACAGCUCCAGCUGCUAGAGCCUUGUCUGCUGUAAACAAACAAAAUGAGAAUGUGGUGGAAGGUAUUAGAGAUUCGGAUGAUGGGGUCAUCACCUCUAAGGCUGCUCCUGUGUCUUUGGCUGGAGUUGCUAGUGAGAAUGGCAGAAGCUCACGACUGGUACGGUGUGGAAAACUGGAAGAUGAUCAAGGUGAAGCCGGAAAAUCAAAGUUGGCUGAAAAUAUGGCACUGAGUGAAGAAGUGAAUGGGACACCAGAAAGAGCUGGUAAAUUUGGUGGAGACGAGUAUCGAACUGAUGAGGACGAGGAUGCUGACAACAACGACGAUGAUGAUGAUGGGGGAGAGUCUCAACAUGUUGGGGAAGCAUCAAUAGGAAAGAAACUUUGGACCUUCCUUACAACAUAAUAUUCUAGUCAUGUUUUCUUUUUGGGUGGCUUUCUAGGUUUGUAAGGUAUAUCAUUUAUCUUCUUUUGUAUUUUCGAUCUCGACUAGCGGUCUGUAUUAACAUUUUCAUUGUAGUUAACAGCAAUAUGUUCUCAAAGAAGGGUUUUCCUGUGUUCUUUGUUCUUUUUUUUUAAUCGAGGAUUAGGAUGUCAUGGGGCUACUCCAUUUAUCAUUAUUAUUGCUAUUUUUCCAACAACCUCAGGGGUUUGAUGUAAUACCAACUCUUAUUUCAUGGACGAGUAUUUUGCAGAUUGUGUAUUGAAUAGAAAAUGAUUGUUUUUAGCUGA
Tripterygium wilfordii is the source of this 4119-nucleotide messenger RNA. RefSeq names its product protein CROWDED NUCLEI 1-like. NCBI's taxonomy places the organism in Eukaryota, Viridiplantae, Streptophyta, Magnoliopsida, Celastrales, Celastraceae. Gene Ontology annotation, cellular component: nucleus. The record is from RefSeq and is a predicted model, not a curated record. The coding region runs from base 293 to 3793 and encodes 1166 amino acids. The transcript is spliced from 8 exons. Gene Ontology annotation, biological process: nucleus organization.